This is a messenger RNA of Colletotrichum paranaense, 699 nucleotides long. RefSeq lists its product as uncharacterized. Lineage: Eukaryota; Fungi; Ascomycota; Sordariomycetes; Glomerellales; Glomerellaceae. The transcript has a single exon. The record is from RefSeq and is a predicted model, not a curated record. The coding region runs from base 1 to 699 and encodes 232 amino acids.
AUGAACGAAUGGCUGGACAGGCCACGCGAAUGGGUACGCCAUCGCGACUUCUCCCAUGGAAAAUUGUCUCGUAGGGGCCCAUUUUGUGUCUCAACCGCCGCGGACGGUACCUCGAGUCUGGGACGGCGGCGUUGCUUCUUCCCUUUCCACCAUCACCCUCCCUCCCACACCUCUUUCUCCUAUCCCUCACCGACCUGCAGUAGCUUCCCUCUCACCUUCGGGUCUGCACCCUACACCCUCAUCCCUCGCCCCUCGCUCAUCUGCAAGGGUCAACUUGCAAUAGCAGAGAAGCUCACCAUCGAUCACCCUCCCCCUUCUUGGCCCUUUUCGUUUUCUUGUGACUCUGAUCUCUUGUCACACUCACACCCGCCUCCGAUCAAAGGCAAUACCGCCGGCUCUUUUGUUGCUCCUUGCUUCUUCCUAUUUGUCUCGUCAACCUUACCCUUUCUCCGUCUCUUCUGUCUCUCCUCCUGUUCAUGCAAGGUGGUCGCAAGACUAAGGCACAAGACCAUUCAUCUUUACUGUCUCUGCCUCAUCUCGUCCCCAUCCCCCUUUGCCCAAUCAAUAACCUUUGAGCCCAUGAACGAUCGGACAGCAUCCAUCUCCCUGGGCUUCUGCGGCCGAGAAGAGAGCUGCAAGACAUGCGAGACAUACUCUCCCACGGGACAUGCCUUCUACCUUGCCUCACGAGGCUCAUGA